Messenger RNA from Boeremia exigua, 1833 nucleotides. RefSeq lists its product as uncharacterized. The transcript is spliced from 2 exons. The record is from RefSeq and is a predicted model, not a curated record. The coding region runs from base 1 to 1833 and encodes 610 amino acids. NCBI's taxonomy places the organism in Eukaryota, Fungi, Ascomycota, Dothideomycetes, Pleosporales, Didymellaceae.
AUGGCACUCGUUUCACGAUUCUUUGUGCACCGACAGUCCAAAACAGAGCAGCACAUUUACACUGUCGACGGCAACGACAGCGAAUCCCACCAACUACCUCGCAAAUCUAGCUCAUGGAGACAUCUUUUCGCAUCAAAACAAAAGGGUCAGAUUACAAAAUGGGUCCCCACAGUAGCAGGUAUGGUCAAAGCCGGGGAUGAGGGCCUCUGGACCUCCGCGCUGGUCACCAACCCGCAUGGUCAUCCCGGCGAAGUUUCAUUCGAAGCAAUCUGCGAGAUGUUCGCCAACGAACUUCGACUGCGAUCGAUGACGCCAUACUCCGGGGAGAUUGGCAACUUCAUCAACUCGGCGAGGCGCGGUGCGACCGGUCCUAGGAGGGUGUCGUCGGUAUCACACAAAAGAGCUUACCCCGUUCGAGGGGAUAUAGUGCCAUCAACACAAAGAAAAAGCUUGGAUAUCACAUCAAUUGAGAGAGGGAUUGGAAGAAGUCUCUCCGUCAAAAGGCCAACACCAUUGCUGAUUCCCUUUAACAGAGGACUCAUCGAACAAGGCGCCAUAGGCGAUGUCCAACGUGCAUGGAUGAAAGACGGUCGGCCAGCAGAGUACCAAAAUACUCACAUGGGUGUAACGAUAAAAUCUGCUGAGCUUGCUGCACUGUCCGUGCUGUUGGGCAGCUCCAUCACAAGUGCUUCGAGCAACACCAUCGAUAAAGGAGCCUUUGGUAUUUCGAUCAGGUCCACCUUAAUCGAAGAUGGCAGGCAUAUGAUUUCUCUCGAACGACACAAGCGUAGUACCUCUCAGCUACUGUCUAGUGAAUCUGGCCACUCACCACUCUUUGCAAAGCACCUCGCAUGCGGUUCCCUGCCAUUUCUUCAAGAUGCAAAGUCGACCAGUUCUAUCCUCCUGACAGAUGAUGCUCUCGAGGCCAUACGAUCAGGCGUACCGGUCACGUUACGGAGACGAUCACAACAAGCAUCAUCAGCCAAGUUUCUCGCUACGCUCCCAAACUCACGCGAACUGGCCAUAUACGCUGUUGAAGCCUCCACAAAAUCUAGCCCAGCAACUCCGCUCAUUGAAGCCAUUGCACUUCUUCCAUUUUCUGGUGGUCUCGUACCUCUAGCUUCCAGCUCGCUUAUUGGUUCAAUCUAUUUUAUUGCUUCGGAUGGACUUCACCCAGGACGCCUCUUGCAACGAUUGGAAGGCCUUGUGGACAAAGUCCAACGGCAUUCACCGCAUCUUAACAUUUUUGGCCCGCUUUACGAGACUCAAAAUACUGGAUUACUCUUCCGCGAACGUGAGCGCCUCGGGAAGGUAGCGACCGGCGCUGUUACCGAAGACCUAGCGGAUAAGGUCGCUCGUAUGCAGCGCUACGUCACGCUUCUGCAGCGAAUCAUGGCUCUCGUACCAGAUUUGAAACCACAUGAAGUAUUCUCAGCAGUCCAGGAAGCAACCAAGAGAGAACUCUCCCGCUCCUACGCAGAUGCUAUAACUGCCUACACGUCUGCAUCCGUAUCUGCAUCACCGAACUCCGCUCCAACUAUCAAGGACACAAAUUACCCUAGAUCCGUCGCUCGAAGUUCUGGAUCCAAUGGCACCCUGACGUCCAAUUCGGCACGAUUGUCUAUGACUUUCCCUGAACACAAUCUUGCCAAGCAGGUCGAGGCGCUUCUGAAGUCAGAGCUACCAUUCAGUGUCGAUAUGAUUGCGGUGGUCGCAAGACUAAUCCUUGUGGCUUGGACGCUAAGCGUUGGGAUUGUGGCCUGGGAAGAUGGCGAGGAGGGCUUCAGGGUCCCUGAUGUGGAGAGUUUGCAUGCCAGCAUGUUCUUGGUAUGA